UGUCAGAGCGGAUCAGCGGGCGCGGCGCUGCGAUGGAGCGGCGAGCGGCCACGGCAGCCGCCGGGAGAGGAGGAGGAGAAGGAGGAGGAGGAAGGGAGAGAUUAGCGCUGUGCCGGCUGGCGCAGAGGCGCGGCUGAGCGCUCCAGCGGGAGCCCGGGGCCCUGCGGACCGUGCGAGAGUGGAAGGCGGAAGGAGCGGAGAUGCGGCGGCUCUCUUCGCGCUGCUAACGCUCCCGGUCACUCGCCGGGAGGAGGGGGGGCAGGAAGGUCCGUCCUUCCCGCUGCUCUGCGGGCGCAAAGGGUGCCUGUGCAGUCCCCUCCUCUUCUCGCUUUUAUCCCAGCCCCGGAGCAGAAGCGGCCGCCGCCGCCCCCUCUCCCUUCCUGCGUUCUUCCCACCAUGAGCGGGGCUGUUUUCACCUUAUAAAGAUGGCGGUGUGGGAUCGCUGCAACCUUUAGACUAAUGACUGUCAGAAACAUCGCCUCCAUCUGUAAUAUGGGCACCAAUGCCUCUGCUCUGGAAAAAGACAUUGGCCCAGAGCAGUUUCCAAUCAAUGAACACUACUUUGGAUUGGUCAAUUUUGGGAACACCUGCUACUGUAACUCCGUGCUGCAGGCAUUGUAUUUUUGCCGGCCGUUUCGGGAAAAUGUAUUAUCAUACAAGGCCCAACAGAAAAAGAAGGAAAAUCUCUUGACUUGCCUGGCAGAUCUUUUCCACAGUAUUGCUACUCAGAAGAAGAAAGUUGGAGUUAUCCCACCAAAGAAGUUCAUAUCAAGGUUACGGAAAGAAAACGAUCUCUUUGACAACUACAUGCAGCAGGAUGCACAUGAGUUUUUAAAUUACCUGCUCAACACCAUUGCAGACAUUUUGCAAGAGGAGAAGAAGCAGGAAAAGCAAAACGGGAAACUGAAAAAUGGCAACAUGAAUGAAGCUGAAGAGAACAAUAAACAAGAACUCACCUGGGUGCAUGAGAUUUUUCAGGGAACACUGACUAACGAAACUAGAUGUUUGAACUGUGAAACCGUUAGUAGCAAAGAUGAAGAUUUUCUUGACCUUUCUGUUGAUGUGGAGCAGAACACAUCAAUUACACACUGUCUAAGAGACUUCAGUAACACAGAGACAUUAUGUAGUGAACAGAAAUACUACUGUGAGACUUGCUGCAGUAAACAAGAGGCACAGAAAAGGAUGAGAGUAAAAAAACUGCCAAUGAUUCUUGCCUUACACCUAAAGAGAUUUAAGUACAUGGAGCAGUUGCACAGGUAUACCAAGCUGUCUUACCGUGUAGUGUUUCCUCUGGAGUUACGUCUCUUCAACACAUCUGGCGAUGCUGUCAACUUAGAUCGGAUGUACGACUUGGUAGCUGUUGUUGUUCACUGUGGAAGUGGACCAAAUCGAGGGCAUUAUAUUACUAUUGUGAAAAGUCAUGGAUUUUGGCUCUUGUUUGAUGAUGACAUCGUAGAGAAAAUAGAUGCUCAAGCUAUUGAAGAAUUCUAUGGUCUGACCUCUGAUAUAUCAAAAAAUUCAGAGUCUGGCUAUAUUUUAUUCUAUCAGUCAAGAGAGUGACUUGGCAAACUGUGACAAUUGCGCACAACGAUGCUGCACACAAAGGAAGGUGAUGGCCUCCCCUAACCGACUUUGACACAGAUGACAUCCUGUAUGGUUGAACAACGAUGCACUCUGUCUCCUAUUAAAUGGUCUGUGUGAUAUUGACUGUAACUAUCCAUUUUUGACAUGCAGAACUGUUUGGUGGGGGAGGGUUGUUUGUAGUUUUUAAGUCUGAAGAGUUAAUUGCAGUCAGAUUUUCAUGGAAUUUAUAUGGACUAACAUUUACAGUUAAUAAGAUUUGGAUGUCAAGAGUUAAACCCAAUCCACCUAGAGUAGUAUUUUAUAUGGAAGUGUUCAUUGCAUUUAGGGCAAAUUUGUUUAAAAUUUUCUAAAUGGCUUUGGAUUGUGUUGAUUUACAAAGCAUUCCUUGAAAUACAUCCUGACAUAUGCUUACCCUUGUUUCAAGUGUAAGGAAAAAAAUCUGUUUCAUGACGAUCUGAGUUGUGGUCAUAUAGGGGAUUUUUUUACAUGUUACUCUUUGCUGCAAAAAAGAAAGACAUUCUUCCAUAAUCAUUUAAGCUUUGGAUUGUUGAAAAGUGCCAGUCCAUAACCUCAGGCCUAAAAUUCACAUAGAGCAAUUUAAAUUACAGUGGAACUAAGUAAGUCUGUAUAUCCAGUCACUUUGUUUAUCAUGAGAUAGUACAGAGGAGGUGGGGUUUCAGAAUUUACAGAGCACUAGAAUAAAGGGAGUGAGACAGCACAUAUGACAGAGAUAAAACACAUUUCUAGAGACUGAGCUUAUCUUUUGUUAAAAUGAUACCAUAGAUUGUUUUCUUGAUUUUGAGUUUGCAGAGAUUGCAACAUUGCUCAUUUAUAACAUCCAUCAGAACUGAAAUUACACUUAAGGUCCAUUUAAAUAAGUUAUGUCCAUUUAAAAUGUUGUUCAUACAAACGUAAGACAUGGCUUGAUCCUGCAAUUUUCUGAAAAUAUGUAAGUCCCAAUUUCAUUUCUGAAAACAGAGUCCAUUUCCUGACUACAUAACAUAAUACAUGACAGCCACUUUACACAUGCUGACAUAUAUAUAUCACCUCUAACAUUUUGGCCAUGUUUGACGGCAUUUGGGUCACUACAGAAACAGACAGGGCUUUGAAGUCUCUGAUUUUAAAAACAUCAAAAGGCUUACUGCAAAAGGCUUUGCUUGUGAUUUUACUGGGUGAAUUUGUCUGGCACUAGUCAUGCACUGGUAAUAAAAUUGCUAAAGUCACAUGCUGAAGUUUGGCAAAGAAUGAAUAUAGAAGAAAGUAUCAAUAGGGUAUGAGAAAGGAUCGAUAGCAGGUUGAGGCAGUGGUAACACUGGGUAACUCUCUUGCUUGGUUUGACACUUUCACUACAUUAGGUAGCUCUUUAACUUCAGUAGCCAAAUUCCUAUUCCAAUGAAGCCAGGAGAAAAAACACUCUUGUUGCCUUCAGGGGUAAUGUCAGUUGUUUCUAGUAUUUACAAGGAAAUAUUCCCAUCUCACAAAAUGUAUUACUACUUGGUUUAUUUCAUUCAUUCUCAUUAAGUAUUUAUUAGACAAAAAUUGCUUUUGGUCCUUUUGUUUAAGAAGCCUGCCUGACACUUUAUGGUCCACAAUCCAUUUCAAGAAAUGGAUUUUGAAGUGCAGCUGAAUCUUAUAUUUUAGUCUUUGUAGCAAAGAGAAUAACUUUUUUUUUUUUUUCCAUUAUAAUCUACUGUGAAUGUGAAAUAUCUUUUGUUAAGUAAUGGUGAAAAUGAAGUACCAGCUUCUACUGUAACAUCAAUUGGACUUAUCAAUGGCCAUUCUGUAAACUAAGGAAAUGUAGCACUUUACACUGAAUGAAAAACAGAAGUGGACUUUUCAUCUAACAUUAUUUGUGAUUUAUCAUGUUAUUAUACCCCUACAAGAAAACAGAUGUAGAAUGUAACCUUAGAGUACUUACUUGGGUGAAUAAUAGUAGUAGUCUACAGAGAUCAUUCAUGUGAGUGAAGGCUGGUAUGCAGGCUCAACACAAGCAUAACUGGGAUGUAGUUCUUUUAUUGAUGUUAGAAUGAAAUGUUCUGUCUCUAACACAGAAGACAGACAUCUUACAGGAGACUUCAACUCUCACUGAGGCCCAGAAGAUUUUCCACUGAAAAGCUAAACCUGCAAAUUGCUCUUUAACGGAUUUAUUUGUAAUAAUUCAGAAUUUCCAUAUAACAAUACAAUAAUCAUUCACCUUUUAAAGUGGGUAAGCUUUCCUCGUUGUGAAUAAAGGCACUUUCUAGAUUGGCAAUAGCCAGUGUUGGUCCAAAAGUCUGUACUUAAGAGUUUACUGCUGAAUGUUCUUAGGGGCAUUCUUCAAUUUCAUCAGAACAAAUAUUCUUAAGGUAUUAUUUGAAUGUUUAUAUGAAAAGUAAUUUUUCACAAAAAUAAAUUAAAAAUCAAUUUUAGGAAAUGUUUUCCAUAUCUCAGUUGACUUACCUGAAAAUUGGUUUUUUAAAAUGUUGUUAAUAUGAAUUAGCAUAGGAUAAUAAGCUUUGGUUUUUCUCCAGAUGCAAGAUAGCUCUGUGUUGUAAAGCACAUAUAAUUGCAGUAUGUUACUGAGAGUAAAAUUAGAAGAAUAAGCCUUUUCAUAAAGUAUGAAAAACCAUUUUAAAUUCAUGCUAGGCUGUGAAAAAACCACAGCACUGGUAUCACACCGGUGCAACACCAGUGGUCUGAAAUCAAACUAUGGAAAACUCACUUUACGACAACACCAGCUAAACUAAAGAGCAUUUUAUUUUGAUUGGAAAAUAAAAUAAUAAUCACAAUCACAGGUCUAUAUAUUCUGUCCAGUCUACAGUGUGCUGAAUGUCUUCCCUUCAGUCCAGCAAACUCUGUCACGGCUGUGUGAACAGUCCCACAUUAGGCAGUAAAGCUGCUAGGUCAAAUUAAGCAUAUUCACGUGGGUUUUGCACAUUUGGGAUCAUCACAGGAACAGUCAUGUGGUGUGUAAUGUAUUUUAGUUGAUGAAAUAAAACAUAAUCUUUCUUCUCUUAUGCUAACAUAUCAAUUUCCAAUCCCUUACAAAAGAGUGAAAAAUUAUCUAGGACUAUACAAGCUUUUCACUCAUCACCUAGAAGACAAAAUUGAAGCACAGAUGUCUAACAGUACUCUGUGCAUCCCUAAAAUGACUGUUUUUAGGGUGUUGAGUUCUGAGUGUAUUAGGCUUAAUGGUAUCUGAAGUUUUUUACUUGUUUCACAUGCUAUUGCUGAGAUGCAUUAUCCAUUUAUAAGACUUAUUACUACAUUCAUUCUUAGAAAAUAAACAUUUCAGUCCUAUGCUGUUUUUCCACCAAACCCAGUGAAGCACUGCAGUGCUGAUGAAUCAGUUAUCUUAGAGGAUGAGCUCAGACCUCAGCUUUUAUGUUUCAUGGAACAGGCUGUCAGGAUUUUAUGUAAUUUCUAUUUGCAGAACGUAGCAGAGAGAGGCAGAAGAGGGGAGUGAUGGAGAAACCAUACCUGUGAAGCAGAAUACAUUGUUGAAAUUAAGUCACAAAAUUAGUCUUAUCAAUUUAACUUUCAUAAUUUACAGUUACCUCAGAGCAGUAGAUUACAACUUAAACGUCUUGUUCCUUUCGCAGUUGGAGUAAAGUAAAGCAGUAGGUGUUUCCUUCAAAUUAGUUUUAACAAAGAUACUGAAGACCGAAUUAAGCUGAAACUGAAGUUGGCAUUACAUGGUGGGUCCCAAACUGCUACCAGAACCUUUCUUUCAUCUUCAGACAUUACGUUUCAUUCACCCAUCUGUUACAGCAUCAUGUAUUUGGGACCUGAGCCGACAACCUGCAGCUGCCAAUGAUUCUGCCUCUCAGCAGCAGACCCUUCCUGUUUCAUCUCUUUUUUUGCUGCUUGUGGCUGACAAACUUGAGCAAUAUUUUACAGCUGAAUGUGUACUAGAAAUUUUAAGAGGUUUUGGCUGUGUACCUGUUCUUUGCUAGUACCUUUUGUCAAUGUUUUAAUUUAUUUCUCUUUGUUGGUAUUUGUAUAAUAACUUAUGAAGUUAAUACUAGCUUUCUGAUUUUUAUGUACCUUGAUUUUUUAAAAUGUAAUCAACCCAGGCACUUUAAGCAACAAUGUCAAUCUUGUGAAAUUCCAAUCAGCUUAACAUUUUGCCUUUGUUCUGUCGCUUUUGCAGCAGUUUGCUUCUGAUCCAACAUCUGUAGUUACAACCCAAUUUCCAAUUUUAGUUUUGUAGUCCUAGUUGGGUUGUAAAUUAGGGAAGCCCAAAUUUGUUCACACAUAUUUGUUCAUACAUCACAAGGAUGCAGUAUUUACUACGUAUCUGCUACACACAGCUAUAUGUACCUGAUGAGCUGUACUCCUAAUGCCCAUUUCGCAGCCCUUUUUGCACUCUACCUGCCAACCCAUCUGAGAAUGACUGCAGUGCUUGAAUCUGUGUCACAGUUAUCAAUGACUGAAAUUUAGAAAAGCUCCACUUCUCUCUGGAGAAUUCUCUUUUACCAAGCACAGAGCUAGCUGUCAAUCAGCUGAUGAUACAGGUAUUGCUCUCUCUGCCAUUUUAUUUGUGCUCUGUUGUAAGAAUAGUCUUAAGAGCUGGAUUUAUUCUUGGCCCUUGUGUGAGUGCUAGCAAGGAGAGCAAUCUUUCUGUAUCUUUCUUCUCUCCUUUUGGGCUCAUAUAAAUGAAAGAGAUUACAAAGUGGGUAAGGCUGAUGUAAAAAAAACCCCACACCAUCUAUCAAAGACACCGAAUGUUUCUUAGAGGCCAGCAUCUGAAAGUCAUUGACUUUCUGUGUUGUUAAGGCACCUUGGUUUUUCAGACAUCAUAUUCUCUUUGAUCAAUCAAAAGGCCAUGGCUUUUUCCUGUUGCAUUAGUUAUCUUGCUGACGUGUUUCUUCUCAAUUUGACGUGUCCCUUCAUUUUUAAAUUCCCCUUGGCAAGCCUCAGCAGCACCCUUUCAUUUUUUUCCCAGUUAACAUGCAUUACAUCAAAGAGAUUUCUUGAACCUGUCCCCAAGACUUUUUCAGAUUAACACACUUUUUUUGUGUGUACAAGGUCAAAUAACACCUAUUGGGAGGCCUGUGCCCACCUGAUGAGACCAUCUGGGCUAAGCCCACACCUUUUUACACACUAAUGAUUCUUUACCCCCUGGGAGGUUUGCUUGCUGGCUUUGCCCGGAUGAUUUAAUAUGAAACCGCACAUACCUCCCUUUAUUCAUGGUCUCAGAGUUGCUAUAAUUCUUCGAUAAUUCUGCUAUUGCACAAUGUAAAAUGAAUUAACUUCUGUGCACCUUUCAUAGUGGUCAAUUUACUGGCCUAAUGCUUCUGAUGAAGGCUGCUGCAGGUGGCAACUUAGCUAUAGGUAAGAAUAUUAAAGAGUAGGUGACCUUUCUGUGAUAGCACAGUAGGUCUGUAGGAGGAGCCGGACUGACCUGCAGCUUCCUAGCUCUCAGCUUGUACCCAGCUGAAGGUGAUGCUCCAUCCUGUAGAUAAUCCUAACCCUUUUCCCAGAGGUUCCAAAAUGGCAGGAGCAAGCCCUCUGUGAAGACACCUUUCAGUUCACCAAAACGUCAUCCUUGCCACAGUCGAUAAUGAAUAUUUGCAACCGCUCCCUCCCCGCUCUCCAAAACCUCAUUAAUAGAUAUACAUUCCUUAAAGAGGCUGAGCUUAAGCGUCAGCUUUGUCUUGGCAGUGGUGUCCAUACUGGCAAACGUCCCAAGGCAGAUUGUGUUCCCAUACUAAAUUGUUUCCUAGUCCUCUGUCAUCCCUCAUUCUAACAGCAAGACCAACAUCAAGGCAGCCACAUUACAGGUUUGAGUGCUUUUCCUGAAGACAAUUUUCUAGCUUCAGUGGCUUUUGUGAGAGAAGACCUAACACAAGUUCCAUAAUACAUCCAUGUCUCUUUGGGAGUAAAGUCACCAUAUGCUGUAUGAAUAUGAGUGUAGGAUAGGAGGAAGAAGAAAGAGAAGAGGAAGAACUAUGGAAAGGGCUGGGUUGUUUUUUUUUUUGGAAGAUUUGAAUAUGUAUAUCUGUUUGUAUAUAUAUAGUCCCUCUCUACCUUGUCAAAAUGAUGCAAUCAUAAUAAAGCUAAUUGCAUAUUUUGUGCUAGUUUUUUAAAUGGAGUAAGAGGUAGUAUUAGGCACACAAUUGGGGACAUAAAAAAUACUGAAUUUCUAGUAAAGCGUACAAUACAUGGUGUAUGUGUACAGUUGAGUAUCUGCUCUUUUUAAUCAUGUACGUGUAAUUAAACCCUGCACUACCUGCAGAACUGUAAGAUAAAUCUCUUGUUGGUUAUUAAGGUUGUAACAUAAGAAAACAGUAUUUUAUCCUGUUA
Colius striatus (speckled mousebird) is the source of this 7872-nucleotide messenger RNA. RefSeq names its product ubiquitin specific peptidase 46 (gene USP46). Gene Ontology annotation, biological process: protein deubiquitination. NCBI's taxonomy places the organism in Eukaryota, Metazoa, Chordata, Aves, Coliiformes, Coliidae. The transcript is spliced from 9 exons. The coding region runs from base 460 to 1560 and encodes 366 amino acids. Gene Ontology annotation, cellular component: nucleus; cytosol. Gene Ontology annotation, molecular function: cysteine-type deubiquitinase activity; cysteine-type endopeptidase activity. The record is from RefSeq and is a predicted model, not a curated record.